Messenger RNA from Eutrema salsugineum, 748 nucleotides. RefSeq lists its product as uncharacterized. Bases 34 to 621 code for a protein of 195 amino acids. The record is from RefSeq and is a predicted model, not a curated record. NCBI's taxonomy places the organism in Eukaryota, Viridiplantae, Streptophyta, Magnoliopsida, Brassicales, Brassicaceae. The transcript has 6 exons.
GUUACUAGAAGAGGAAUUUUUAUAGUGUUUUGAAUGGAGGCAGUAAUUAAGAAAUGGCAGCAGAAGCUGAGAAAAGCGAAAGAGGAGAUGGAAAAGUGGGAGGCACUUCAAGUUCGAUGGGUUUCUCGUUUCAGUAACGCCUCUUCUAUCAUCCAGAGAUUACAGGUAAUUCAAAAUCAUGGGAGCUUUGGAGCUUUGAGAUGCGUAAAGGGGAUUGAAGACGCGGUUUUGCAGAAAGAGAUGGAUCAACUAAAGACUCUUCUGCUUUCCAUGAGAAACAUUUUGGAGGAAUUCAGAGGAUGUGUUUUGACGUUUGAGAAGCUACAUCGAGACGGUUCACAAACACUAAAAAUGGAACUGAGCAAGAAGCGAGCAGAGGAACGAAUAGGAGUAAAACCUUGCAUCGCAGAUUGCUUGGAGGGACUUUCUCUUCUUUAUGACAUGCAUCAGUCAGAAUACCAUCUUAAAACUUCGAUUUUUUCGGCACUUUCAUGUCUUAUCCUGAAACCAAGUCCUGGCGAUUUAAACGCGUUACAAUACCUAGUGGUUGAUCAGCCAAAUAUACCGAAUAAUGAAGUGCAACACAUCUUCGAUGUCAUAUUCGCUGAAGAGAUCAAAUGAUGCAAAGAGGAAAUGUUUUUUAUUUAUAGUUUGUUACAAAAGAUGUGUUUAAUGUUAAUGCAUGUCCGUUUAGAGAAUGAAAAACGAAUAAAAAGCUAGACACGUAAUAAUAAAUGCAUAAAUACAC